Colletotrichum acutatum is the source of this 3336-nucleotide messenger RNA. RefSeq lists its product as uncharacterized. Gene Ontology annotation, biological process: DNA-templated transcription; regulation of DNA-templated transcription. Lineage: Eukaryota; Fungi; Ascomycota; Sordariomycetes; Glomerellales; Glomerellaceae. The transcript is spliced from 4 exons. Gene Ontology annotation, molecular function: DNA-binding transcription factor activity, RNA polymerase II-specific; DNA binding; zinc ion binding. Bases 221 to 2914 code for a protein of 897 amino acids. The record is from RefSeq and is a predicted model, not a curated record.
CCUUCCCCGGCUCUCCUUCCGGUACCUCAGUAGCGCACAGCUCUCCUAAAAACGCGGCAACCUCCAUCAUCCACGGCAAUCCCCGUCGCGACUUUCUUCCCGACCCGCGCGUCCCCAGUGACACUCUAUCCUUCGCUACAAUUUUGCGCCAACCUCGAAAUACGAUUUCUUACCGAAAGAGGAGAGGAAGAAGAAGAAGAGGGAGAGAAAACAAUAGACCAUGCCGGGUCGCCCACCCAAGCGACCGGCAGAAGCUGGCGAUGCAGCUACUCCCGCCGACGAUGUCGCCUCCACACCUGCGCCCAAGGUGAAGCUGCCGAGACUCGACAAGGGCGGCCAAGAAGACUUCUCGUCCGUUGUCAAGAAUCGCCUGUCGUCUUACACGAGGACCGGUCAGGCCUGCGACAGAUGCAAGGUCAGGAAAAUUCGAUGCGAUGCCCUUCCCGAAGGAUGCUCCCACUGCAUCAGCCAGAAUCUCGACUGCUUCGUUACCGAUCGCGUCACCGGCCGAACCGAAAGAAGAGGCUACCUCCAAGAGCUCGAAAGGGAAAAGACCGACAUGAUGAACCACAUUCGCGAACUCGAGAAGCUGCUCGAGAAUAACGGCACCGAGGUCAAACCGUACCAAUGGUCCCCAUACGCCAUCAACUACCCGACUCCUGGCGCAACCUAUGACCACAUGGGCAACGCCGUCGAAGACCCCAACGAGAAGGAUGCCUGGACCAAGGUCGGUUCCGUCUGGGUCAAGAACUACAACUACAAACCUGCCGGUGGUCGCUCGUUCCCUCGAUCAACGCUCGAGUCACGUCCCGUCCACAAUCAUCUGGGCGUUGGUUCUGACAACGCGCCCCUCAGCUCAAUCAAGGGCACUCAGCUGUCCAUUCUAGGAACGACAAUCGACGUCACCUCUUUCGAUGCCCCCGAUAUCGACGAGCCGAUACCAGACGCCAAGGAUGCGCAGCCUCUGUACAACAAGUCUCUACAAUCAUUCCUCCAGUCCAGCAUGAACGUCAAUCCUACAGUUAAUAUCGAGCUUCCUUCAAGGAGCGACGCUUUCACUUAUUCUGAAUGGUACUUUCUCAUGAUUUGGCCUUUUCUGCCAGUCCUGCACAAGCCUAGCUUCAUGAACAUACUUACCCGUAUGUACGACGAACCCGGCUUCGAAGCAAGUGUGCCUGACCAGGUCAUGGUACACAUGGUUUUUGCGACCAUUUACUUCCAAUACGGCGUGCGAAACUGGGAGCAGCAGGAAACACGAUCCCAACUCAACGAACUGUCCAACAAGCACUAUCACUACGCUCUGAGCAAGAUGUUUGACUUGGCAUCCUCGCAAUCAGUGGCAGCGGUUCAGGCCAUGGCGAUGAUCUGCGCUCACAGUCGUAGCUUCCCCAAGCCAGGGUGCGGAUCCAUGGUCACCAACUUUGCCUUCCACCGCGCCAUCGACCUAAAUAUGCACCGCGCCAUGAAGGGGCCAGGCGAGACGACGAAUCUCGAGAACGAGAUCCGUAAGCGCACUUGGUGGACCAUUCUUCUCGUCUAUGUCACCCUGAACGGGCGCCUUGGGCGGCCUAUGCCUAUCACGGUUGAGGAGUACGAUGUCGAGUUUCCCGAGCCGAUCGCCGACGAGGCCCUGACACCAGACGGCGUCGACCCCUCGGUAACCACGCCGUGUACGUAUCACGUUGGGCUGGCAGGCUUCAAGAUCUUGCCAUUAUUCAUGGAGAUGUACUCCAACAUCUACAGUGUCAAGCGCGACCCUAAGAAUUACGUUGAUGUUGUCAACUCUCUAGAAGAGCAGCUUCGUCUCUGGAAGGAAAACCUCCCCGAAUCGCUCCAAAUCAACCCAGGGCAAACUGAGCAUGAAGGCCGUAUGUAUGCCCUGUACAUACAGAUGUACGCCCUUGAGCUUCGAUUGUGUCUACGCCAUCCAUCCGUGGCCAUGACCACCGACCGCAAGUUUCUCCUCGAGAAUGCCCGCAUAUGCGAAGAAACUGCUGCGCACAUGCUCAAUGCUGUCAAGAGCCUCGUGAAGCUGAAGUCUCUCGAUACUACGUGGUACCAAAUGGCUGUCUACGGUGCCGCCAUUUUCACCACAUUGGUUGCCCAUUGGGAACGAAGGUUCGAGGCAACGCCUAACCAGAUUGCAAACCUUCGAGAGGAGAUGAAGGAUUGGAUGGAGAUCAUCAAUGCCACUGUCUCGCUACUGGGAACUGGCGCGCGUAUCAGUAACGAAAUCAGUGUCAUUAUCGAAAGGACAAUCAGCUGGAUUGAACACGACCAAAAACAAAGAGACUCGUCGUCCCUUCCCCCAGCGAUCAAGACCGAACCAUCAACGGCAGAGGCGUCACCUUUUCAGCUUACUUCCCAGCCUCAAGCAGCGCAGGCCCUAGCCGCAAGUGCCGACGAAGUGGCCACGAAGGCAUUCUACCCUGACGCGGAGGAUCAGAAUGGGACAACUCCAUACCCUUCGCUAGCUUACACCGAGCAACCACCAAGCAACAACACCAUGGCAUCGACGAGUAAUUUUGAGGUAAACAACGGAUACGCGUAUACGCCUGCGGCGACGCAGCCCACAAACGGGGAGGACAACACGGCUGAGACCAAUCCACUGAUUGCGUUCGCAUCCCAAGCCACUCAACACGUUGCAGACCCGGCCGGCUCUGCGGCUGCGGCGGAGCUCCUCUGGAGACAAUCAGCGUCACAAGGGAAUACCUGGCACGACUGGACAGCGGCAAUGGCAGACAGCCAAGAUAGAUACAGCGCUAAUGCCCUGUUGACCCUGGGCGGCGGGUCUAGGGAUCCGACUGCUGUGACUGAGGCGGCGACGGCGGCCGAUAUGGCUUCUGUCACAGCUCCCGUCGGCCAAUGGCCGCUCAUCAUCUUUGACGGCGCGGGAGCUCCAGGAGGACAGUAGACAGAAGUUUCUGUUCUGACGUCCAUGUUUACACUUGCAAGCGUUUUUUGAUAUGUUUCUCUCGUUCAUAUAUUAUCAUGGAGCUACUUUAGGCGUCUACUCGGGGUCUCUUUUCCAGACCAGACAACAUGCUGCGGCUCAGCAAUGGGGGUAAAAGGAUAGGGGACUAUGGACACGAGUCGAAUGGUUCGACUUGGUAUCCGGGGGCAAUCCAAACGACCCCGAUGGGUUUCGGCGUUUCAUGGUUCAUUCCAGCAGCGAUCGUUGCAUGAUGUAGACCCAGCAAUACCCGGCUGCAAGCAAACAAUAUGCAGCGUUUUAUAGGCGUAAUUUCAAUGGUGCUAUCUCUCUCAAGACUUCAUGUGGUCCUAUAAAGACUUGCGAACUACACGGUGACUCUUAAGCAAUACUACCCGGAGCUU